AUGAAGUCCAUUACACUGUCAUUGCUUAUCCUGGCUUUGGCCAUUACACUAUCAUUAGCCACAUCUUCUGAAAUGGAUGGACAAAACUCUAAUCUUCAAGGAACAAGCCACUUCUUCCUUUCCCGAAAACAAAACAAAAUCUCUCUUACAUGUGACAAAUACCCAAAGAUUUGUAAUAUCAAAGGUAGUGCAGGCCCUGAUUGCUGUAACAACAGUUGUGUCAAUAUUACCGCAGACGUGUUUAAUUGUGGGAGGUGUGGAAAGAAAUGUAGCUUUCCCAAAAUAUGUUGUGAAGGUAAGUGCGUGAACCCUAAGAGUAAUGAGAAACAUUGUGGGAAAUGUGGUAACAAGUGCGACAAUAGAGGUUCUUGUGUUUAUGGAAUGUGCAGCUAUGCCUAG
This is a messenger RNA of Lathyrus sativus (Indian pea), 399 nucleotides long. NCBI's taxonomy places the organism in Eukaryota, Viridiplantae, Streptophyta, Magnoliopsida, Fabales, Fabaceae. The record is from the annotation of a GenBank genome assembly.